Solanum dulcamara is the source of this 1638-nucleotide messenger RNA. RefSeq names its product serine/threonine-protein phosphatase PP-X isozyme 2. Gene Ontology annotation, molecular function: protein serine/threonine phosphatase activity. The record is from RefSeq and is a predicted model, not a curated record. The transcript has 8 exons. Gene Ontology annotation, cellular component: nucleus; cytoplasm. NCBI's taxonomy places the organism in Eukaryota, Viridiplantae, Streptophyta, Magnoliopsida, Solanales, Solanaceae. Gene Ontology annotation, biological process: double-strand break repair via homologous recombination; peptidyl-serine dephosphorylation. Bases 243 to 1160 code for a protein of 305 amino acids.
AAUAAAAAAAGCAAAAAUCAAGUGUAAGAAAGAGAAAAAAAAUAAGUAAAAGUAGAGAAAGCGGCAAGUCGGCACACCGUCAAUCGUGAAAACCCGGCACUCGACGGCGCAGCCGAGAAGAAACCAUUCUCUUCAGCUGCUACUAAUCAUAUGCUCUUCAAUCGGAGAAGAUAGUAGUUACAGAUUUUGGUUACGGAGCUCGCCGGCGACUUGAGAAAGAGAAAGCAACACUAAGUUGGAAGAUGUCAGACCUAGACAGGCAAAUUGAGCAGCUCAAGAGAUGCGAGCCGCUAAAGGAAUCUGAAGUUAAGGCUCUUUGUCUUAAGGCUAUGGAAAUCCUUGUUGAAGAAAGCAAUGUGCAGAGAGUCGACGCACCUGUCACUAUAUGUGGUGAUAUCCAUGGGCAAUUUUAUGACAUGAAAGAGCUAUUCAAAGUGGGAGGGGAUUGUCCCAAGACAAAUUACUUGUUUCUCGGAGAUUUUGUUGAUAGAGGAUUUUACUCCGUCGAGACAUUUCUUCUUCUACUAGCUCUUAAGGUGAGAUACCCAGAUCGGAUCACUCUUAUCAGAGGUAACCAUGAGAGCCGCCAGAUCACACAGGUAUAUGGAUUCUAUGAUGAGUGCCUACGGAAGUACGGUUCAGUAAAUGUUUGGAGAUAUUGCACAGAUAUAUUUGACUAUUUAAGCUUAUCUGCUCUUAUCGAGAAUAAGAUAUUCUCUGUUCAUGGUGGUCUCUCUCCAACAAUAUCUACAUUAGACCAGAUUCGAACUAUUGAUCGGAAGCAAGAAGUUCCUCACGAGGGUGCCAUGUGUGACCUACUAUGGUCAGAUCCAGAGGACAUUGUUGAUGGAUGGGGAUUGAGUCCUCGUGGUGCAGGUUUCCUUUUUGGUGGCAGUGUCGUUACUUCAUUUAACCAUACAAAUAACAUAGACUACAUAUGCCGUGCACAUCAGUUAGUAAUGGAAGGAUAUAAAUGGAUGUUCAAUAAUCAGAUAGUUACAGUCUGGUCUGCUCCGAACUACUGUUACAGAUGUGGAAAUGUUGCAGCAAUUCUUGAGCUAGACGAGAAUCUUAAUAAGCAGUUCCGUGUGUUUGAAGCCGCUCCUCAGGAAUCAAGAGGAGCACCUGCUAAAAAGCCUCCACCAGAUUACUUCCUGUAGUAGGACAUAAAGGAUUCAAUUUUUGCCAUCAAUAGACUCAUAUUGUCGACAAUAUGGUUGUGUAGAGCAGAUGCAGGAGAUGCUCUGACAUGAUUCAUUUUGGUAGAAAGGCUUCUUGGUUUACAGAAAGAAUCGUACCAUUGUUGGGGUUUCUAAGAUUCCUGAGGAUCUGAAUGCAUGUUGCCUGCCCUUUUGAAAUCCCAUUUUAUUUUUCCUUGUAAUGGCGGUGUGUGUAAUAGAAUGGGACAUUGAAGUGAAAGUUGCAAUUAUGAGGCAGCUUCACUCUCCUGUAAAGGAGUUGUGUACGACUCAAGCCGAGGAUCCUAUUUUGAGCAUCUUGUUACAUCUGCAUUUUGGUAAAUCAGUAAAUGUUUCUUGGUCCCAUGUUUUGCAUUAAAUGCAAUUCAGGCUGUGUUGCAUAAAAAACGUGCACAUUUUGUAUGGUUAAUGUUGUUCAAUUUGGUGUGAACUGUUAGUA